Molecule: messenger RNA, 1795 nt
Organism: Dioscorea cayenensis subsp. rotundata (Guinea yam)
Lineage: Eukaryota; Viridiplantae; Streptophyta; Magnoliopsida; Dioscoreales; Dioscoreaceae
Product: oxysterol-binding protein-related protein 3A-like
Cellular component (GO): membrane; intracellular membrane-bounded organelle; cytosol
Molecular function (GO): sterol binding
Source: RefSeq, a predicted model, not a curated record
AAGUAGGGAAAAACAUCGCCGGCCUUCGUUGAGGUCCAACCCGAGCGCGGAAAUCCUUCUCGAAAAGGCUCCUCUUUUCCUCUCCGCGUCUUAGAUCUCCUUUUUCUCGAACGUAUAUAAAAGCCCUAGAGAUCUCGCCAGGGUUUCGAAGCUUGUUGUUCUCUUCUUCUUCUUCUUGAGCUUCGUGCUUCGUCUUUGGAUUAGGGCUUGUGGCGAUGCGUUCAGGGGAUGAGAAGCCCACUGAAGGUGGUGGGUUCUUCGCGGCGAUCUCGUCCAGCGUCAGGAGCUGGGGUUCCGCCAUGCAGAAAUCGGUUAAUGGUUUAAUGGGUUAUGAAGGACUCGAAGUGAUAAACCCUGAAGGAAGCACUGAAGAUGCUGAAGCAGAAGCCCAAAGGGGGAGGUGGAAACAGGAGGACCGUGAUGGUUAUUGGAAAAUGAUGCACAAAUACAUAGGAGCAGAUGUUACGUCAUUGGUGACACUUCCGGUUAUCAUAUUUGAACCAAUGACCAUGCUUCAGAGAAUGGCAGAGAUAUUGGAAUAUACUCAUUUGUUAGAUUUAGCAGAUGAAUGUGAGGAUCCUUACAUGCGUGUGGCCUAUGUUUCUUCAUGGGCAAUUUCUGUGUAUUUCGCCUAUCAGCGGACGUGGAAGCCUUUCAAUCCAAUCCUUGGAGAAACUUAUGAAAUGGUCAAUCAUAAUGGUAUCACGUUCAUUUCAGAACAGAUUAGUCAUCAUCCUCCGAUGAGUGCAGGGCAUGCUGAGAAUGAGCAUUUCACUUAUGACAUCACUUCUAAAUUGAAGACAAAGUUUCUUGGAAAUUCAGUAGAAGUAUAUCCUGUUGGAAGAACAAGGGUGACCCUUAAGAAGGCUGGUGUAGUCUUCGAUCUUGUCCCCCCUCCUACAAAGGUUAACAACCUUAUUUUUGGUCGCACAUGGGUUGAUUCACCUGGGGAGAUGAUUAUGACAAAUUUGACCACCGGAGACAAGGCCGUGCUAUAUUUUCAACCAUGUGGCUGGUUUGGGGCUGGUCGAUAUGAAGUUGAUGGCUAUGUAUAUAAUGCAUCAGAGGAACCAAAAUUAUUGAUGACUGGCAAAUGGAAUGAGUCAAUGAGUUGCCAACCUUGUGAUCUGGAAGGAGAACCUCUUCCUGGCACAGAAUUGAAAGAGAUAUGGAAAGUUGCAGCUACACCGGCGAACGAUAAAUACCAGUACACACAUUUUGCUCACAAGCUAAACAGCUUCGAGACAGCACCCAAGAAGCUAUUGGCAUCCGAUUCACGACUGCGGCCUGAUAGAUAUGCUCUUGAAAAAGGUGACAUGUCCAAGUCUGGUGCAGAAAAAAGCAGACUGGAGGAACAGCAGAGGGCCGAAAAAAGAAACCGAGAGGCCAAUGGGCACAAGUUUACUCCGAGAUGGUUCGACUUAUCUGGGGAGAUUACUCCAACACCAUGGGGUGACCUGGAGGUAUAUGAGUAUAAUGGUAAGUACACUGAGCAUAGGGCAGUAGUUGAUAGCUCAGGAUGUCAUGAGGAGGUCGAUAUUAACUCCAUCGCGUUCAAUCCAUGGCAAUAUGGUAAUGUGUCUGCUGAAUGACAUAUAUGCUCCUUUGAGGCCAGUGAGUUAGGAUUUCGAUCUGCUUCAUUAGUAUUUGCUGGGGUGGUGUCCUCUGACAUUCAUAUCAUUGUUUACUGUUGAGGGUUUGUAGAUGAUACUAGGCUCAUAUAAUCUCUGGUAAUUAUUAUGGCAAAUUCUAUUUAAUCCUGCAAUGCUUCAUUUGUGCGAUGGUGUUUCAUGAA